Molecule: messenger RNA, 1447 nt
Organism: Cuscuta europaea
Lineage: Eukaryota; Viridiplantae; Streptophyta; Magnoliopsida; Solanales; Convolvulaceae
Source: the annotation of a GenBank genome assembly
CUGACGCCUUUCCAUAAAGCCUAGCUACAAACCUUUUUCAUUCCAAGCUCGAUCUUGAUCAAACUCCACCAACCAGAGAGCUGAUCUGAGAAAAAGAAAGAGUUAAAACGUACUCCAUAUCAGCUAGCUGGCUUAACCAUGAGCAUUAAUGCCUGCAAAAACCCAUGCAUAGCCCUAAUGAACUGCUUAAGCUUCCUAUCCGCCAUCCCCAUUCUGGUCGGCGGGGUAUGGGUGAGAAGCAGAGCUAAAAGCACCGACUGCUUCGAGUUCCUGCACUGGCCCAUCAUCCUGAUCGCCGUCGCGAUCAUGGUCGUCUCCGUCGCUGGCCUCGCGGGCGCCUUUUACGGGAUCGACAUCCUCAUUUACGUCUACAUUUGGUGCACUUUCGGCAUCAUGGUUGUCCUCGUCGGGUUCCUCUUUUUCGCUUACGGCGUCACCGAAGGGACGGGCCGGCCUGUCUUGAAUCGGAUGUAUAUGGAGUAUUUCCUCCUGGAUUUCCCGGACCGGUGGCUGAAGGAGACGGUCACCAGUGCGGGCAAUUGGAGGGAGAUCAGUUACUGUGUUAGGGGUUCUGAGGUUUGUGGGAGCAUGAUGAGGAGGGGUGGUAAUGUAAUUUCUCAAACUGCAGCUGUGUUUUACAGAAGAGAGCUUAGCCCCAUUGAGUCUGGAUGUUGCAAACCGCCUACAGCUUGUGCCUAUGGUUAUGUGAAUGACACAUUUUGGAGGAUCCAGAGGGGAACAUGGGCAGCUGACCAGGAUUGUGGGAGAUGGAACAACGCCCCAGAACAACUCUGCUACAACUGUGAUUCGUGCAAAGCUGGUGUGCUGGGCAGCCUGAAACAUAGCUGGAGGAAGGCUUCUGUUAUCAAUACCAUCAUGCUGUUCUUCCUACUAGCUGUAUAUGUGGUGGCAUGUACAGCGUUUAGGCUCAGGAAAGAUGAAGAACCUUAUGAUGAUGAAGUUAAGCCUGAGAAAGAAGGGACAUCACAUUAUUAUGGUGAUGAAACUUAUAAGUCUGAGAAAGAAGGCACAUCACAUUAUCAUGGUGAUGAUGAAAAUGAGUUUGAGAAAGAUGAUGGGUUGCCUUAUGAUGGUGAUACCAAGAAUGGGAAAGUUCUUUAUAGCAGAAAGUUCAAAACAGAAGAUGAAGAGAUGGUCGAGAAGUGAAAAGUGAGGAGAGGCCUUGAUCGAAUAUGUAGUUUUGGUUAUUCUUGUUCUCUAAUUCUAAGAUGAAGGAUUUAUGCUUGCAUGCCUUUAUCAUUUUGUAAAAUGAAGAAUGUAGAUUGCAAAAACUUUUGUUUUCUUUUAAUAUGGUUUUCAUUUCUCAUAGCAAUUAUAGUGUGUGAGGUCCAAAUUCUCCAAUUUAUUUGAAGUAGUUGUGAAUUAGUGAAGAAAAUAUAAACACAAAUUAUCCUAAAUAAAAGUAGAAUUUAUUGCUUCUGAGUAA